GAAGUGCUUUAGAGAGCAGCAUUAUAAAAGGCCUACUUAAAGUUUUAAUUUUCAUUUCAUUCUACAGGCGAAAAGACCAACUAUUAACAUGGCAUGCUUUAAAUGCUGGCUGUUAAGUCAGUAUGUUUUGUUAACUAGUCCCAUAUCUGGGGGCAAAAGCCGGUGUUAGGUGUAACCUACCCUGAUGUGACAUCAGCAGUGCUGUUUGCAUGGCUGACUUGUCAAACCGGUGUUGGAACCUUUAGGAGUGCUGACACCAUUCAGACUGCCGCGGAGAAUAGCACCUAUGUCGCCGACUUUGGGUGUGUUGUCCUAAAACUCUGUUCAACAAUCCCAAACUCAAAGGUUUUCAUCAUUGCGCACAUGGAAAGAAGGAGCAAUUUUCGCUGAAACGGCGCAUCAAGUGAACGGAGGAAAAGCCAGACCUUACUGCGUAAAAUAAGAGAUACAAUUCAGAAAGGAUGGAAACGAAUGGGCUCGAAAAGAAAAACUACGGUAUGGAGAACGAUACGGACCUCCAAUUCCUCCUGAAGGGGGGAGAUCUCCUCAAGGUGCGCUCCCCGUCCUGGAAGAAGACCCGCUACUUCAGACUCAUGGAUGACUGCAAGACCAUGUGGCGCGAAUCAAAGAAAAUCUUCAAGACAAACCAGACCUUUGUCAUCAAUGACAUCUCAGCAGUGCGAAUGGGCCGUCAGUCAGACGGCCUCAGGAAGUACACGGAGGAGCAGGUGGAGAACCGCUGCUUCUCCAUUAUGUUCAAGGGCCACCGCAAGAACCUGGACCUCAUCGCCAGCUCAGAGGACGAGGCUAGGCAGUGGGUCAACAGCCUGCAGAAAAUAGUCUCCAACAUGAACAACCUCAGCAGCCAGAAGAACACAGAGCAUUGGCUCUUUAGCUGCCUGAGGAAAUCAGACGAGAACAAAGAUGAUAAGCUGAGUCUGUCGGAGAUCAAGGACUUCCUACGUCGGAUCAACGUCGAGGUGGAUGAUGACUUCGCAGAGUUGCUGUUCGAGAAAUGUGACAAAUCCAAUUCAGGAUACCUGGCCGGGGAGGAGAUCCAACAUUUCUACAACCUGUUGACCCAUCGAGAGGAAUUGGAUGUGAUUUACGGGGAGUACGCUAAAACAACGGGCUUUAUGAGUCCUCAAAACCUGGUGGACUUCCUGAUCAAAGAACAGAUAGAGAAAGCCACGCUGGCUGAUGCACACAACAUUAUCCACAAGUAUGAGCCGGAUGAAAAUGCCAAGGAGAAGAAGCUGCUGUCCAAAGAUGGCUUCCUCAUGUACAUGCACCAGCCAGAGGCCUUAGUCCUCAAUCCAGAUCACAGAGAGGUGUACCAGGACAUGAGCCAGCCUCUCAACCAAUACUUCAUCUCCUCCUCGCACAACACCUACCUCAUGGAGGAUCAGCUACAAGGGCCCAGCAGCACGGAGGCUUAUGUCAGGGCUCUGCUAAAGAGCUGCCGCUGUGUGGAGUUGGACUGUUGGGACGGAUCAGAUGAGGAGCCAGAGAUCUACCACGGCUACACCCUCACCUCUAAGAUCCUCUUCAAAGACGCCAUCAAAGCCAUCAAGGAAUAUGCCUUUAAGACGUCCGAUUACCCGGUUAUCCUCUCGUUGGAAAACCACUGCAGUGUGAAGCAGCAGGAGGUCAUGGCCCACCACAUGAGCUCCAUCCUGGGCAGUGCACUUGUCACUUCCCCCCUGGGGGACGGCAUGCCCACAGACUUCCCAUCUCCUGAGGCGCUGAAGGGGAUGUUCCUGGUCAAAGGGAAGAGGUUAAACAAACUGGAGGCCAGCUUUGCGGCCGAGGCGAAUGAAGAUGUCGACGCGGACAUGACGGAGGAGGAAGAGUCAGGCGAUGAAGACGAGGAGCAAGAGAAAAACAAGAAGAAGAAGAAGCUGAAACUAGCAAAAGACCUGUCCGACAUGGUGGUGUACUGUAAGAGCGUCCACUUCAACGGCUUCGAGGAGGCCAGACAAAACCUGAGCUUCUACGAGAUGUCGUCCUUUAAGGAGCAAAAGGCCAUGGGGCUGGCAGAGGAGUCGGCUAAUUCCUACAUCCACCAUAACAUGGACAAGCUGAGCCGCGUCUAUCCAGCCGGCUCCAGGACCAACUCCUCCAACUACAACCCCGUGCCUCUGUGGAAUGCCGGCUGCCAAAUGGUGGCCUUAAACUUCCAGACAACCUGCACAGACAUGGACGUAAACCAGGGCAGAUUCCUGGUAAAUGGAAAGAGCGGCUACAUCCUGAAACCAGCCUACAUGAGGGACGUAGCCACGGAGUUUGACCCCAUCACGCUGACCCGAGGAGACUGGCUGAAGCACAAGACGCUCCAUGUCAUGAUUGUGUCAGCCCAGCAGCUCCCCAAAGUGAAAAAGAAGAUCUCCUCCAUUGUGGACGCGCUGGUGAAAGUGGAGGUGUACGGAGUGCCGGAUGAUGUUGCUGAGAAAAAGACCGAUGCUGUCGAAAACAAUGGUUUUAACCCACAAUGGAAUGAAAACUUCCAGUUUGACGUGUACGUGCCAGAGCUGGCACUGGUGCGCUUCACCGUCGAAGACCACGACUCCACGUCUUCCAACGAGUUCAUCGGGCAGUACACACUUCCAUUCAACAGCCUGAAAAUGGGAUACAGACAUGUGCCUCUGCACAAUAAGAACGGAGACGUCCUCCCCUCAGCUGGACUCUUUGUACACAUCAUGGUCGUUGAUGCCGAGUAACGUCACCCCCUGGCUUGUGCCUCUGACGGACACAGGACCUCCAUUACACAGCCACGCUUAUGCUUUUUUUAAAUUGUAUUUUAUUUUUGCUCUAUAGUUUUUUAGUUCAUGAUUAACCUAUUGGCUUAAUUCCAGUAGUUUCUACUCUAAACAUCAAAUCUUCUCAAGGGACAGCAAAACCCUAACCCUGCAACUGGACACAGGUUGUAUUGGUAAGGCGUGUAUGUGCGUGCAAAUAGUGUGCAUACACACUCCAUAUAAGUCACAUUACAGGGACUGUUAUACAAACUUAGAGUUGGUUUGUAUGAGUUGCACUAGUGUUAUAACAUGUUCAGUUUGCGAGGCCAUUGGAUUUUUAAAAAAGAUGGCUUGUGUCCCUCAUUUCUGGUCAGUUAAUGUAUUGUCUAUUUAAAUAUUUUUAUUCAUAUGACCAUUUUAUGAAUAUUGGAGAAACGCAACUCAACAUGAAAAGUAAUGUGCUUCGUCUUCAGUCAUUUUUAAUAAUCAAGUGUGAUUAUUUUUCAUGUGACAUCAUCACGAUUACUUCUUUUUAUAAAUCAAGAUGAAGUUAAAAGUUUUAAACAUGAA
This is a messenger RNA of Cottoperca gobio, 3308 nucleotides long. RefSeq names its product 1-phosphatidylinositol 4,5-bisphosphate phosphodiesterase delta-1-like. The record is from RefSeq and is a predicted model, not a curated record. Lineage: Eukaryota; Metazoa; Chordata; Actinopteri; Perciformes; Bovichtidae. The coding region runs from base 462 to 2720 and encodes 752 amino acids. Gene Ontology annotation, molecular function: calcium ion binding; phosphatidylinositol-4,5-bisphosphate phospholipase C activity. Gene Ontology annotation, cellular component: plasma membrane. Gene Ontology annotation, biological process: lipid metabolic process; intracellular signal transduction. The transcript is spliced from 15 exons.